AACGAAAUAAAAUAAUUAGAUAAUUUUAUGCUUGUGUUUAGAACGUUGUUCCCGAUGAAUAGUGACCUGCGAAACUUGAGGAGGGCGAUGGCGCCGCUCUCGUACCGUUGUCAGCAACAACCAAGUAGUUCAUCAGUGACUAGUGUCCAUCACUGAAAUGGAUCGGAUGAAAUCUUCCUUAGAAUUAAUCGAAUUCAACUCAAUGGCGUCUUCUUCAUCUUCAUGGUGGCAAUCGUUCCUCUCUCCGGCCAAGAGUUCCUUCACCGCUCUCUGCUUCAAACGCCUCCAAGAAUACGCCAUUAAAGCCAAAGUUAAGGUGAUGAGAUUACCAGAAGAGAAGAAACCGUUAGCAAGUCUUGAGGAGAUGGAGAAGAUUAUAGGGUAUAAGUUCAAGAAAAAGAUUCUAUUGCAACAAGCUUUUACACAUCCAAGUUAUCAUGGCUCUGAAUCGUAUGAAAGACUUGAGUAUGUUGGUGACUCCAUUCUCAAUUUUCUAAUCAGUAAACAACAGUUCUUUAUGUAUCCGGAUCUCCCACCAGGGUCGUUGACUGCUCUCCGAGCUGCCAAUGUUGAUACUGAGAAGCUAGCACGUGUAGCGGUUAAAUAUAACUUCCAUAAGUACAUACGCCAUGAAAAUCCGACGCUUAGUAAGCAAAUUCGAGUCUUUACGAGAGCUCUUGAAAAGUACCCUCUACAUUCAUAUGGAUUAAUCGAUGCUCCAAAAACUUUAGCUGAUAUUGUUGAAUCCACAAUAGGGGCCAUCUACGUCGACAGCAAUUCCUCAAUCGAUACUACGUGGGAGGUGGCUAAGAUUCUACUCGAGCCCAUGAUCACUCCUGAAAUGCUCCAAACGAACCCGGUGAGGAAGCUCAAUGAACUCUGCCACAAAAAGAAACUGAAGAUACGAUUUAGAGAUAAAUGGCUAAAAGAAGGCGUGUACGAAGUUUUUAUCGAUAAUAAACUUAGAGGAAGAGGUGAAUACCAAGCCAAGAAGGAAAUCGCGUUGAACAGAGCAGCCGAGGAUGCAUGUAACAACAUCAUCAACGGUCCAGAUUGCUGAAAGUAGGUAACGCGUUAUACGUUCAUUCAACAUUCUUUUUUGCCGUUAGAACGCGAUGAACAACGUUAAAUUUAUAUUGGUAAUACCUCCAACUUAGUUGGAUCAUGUUGUUGUUUACUCAUAAACAUUAGCUUAAGUUUUUGAUCCACUUGUUUCCAAGAUCUAUGAACAUAAACUUUGAUUGCACAUGCCACAGGGACAGACCCAGGCGGUUUUUGUGUUGGCAUGUGCCACCGUUUCGUUCCUCCGUUGUAAUGUAAACAGUUAUUGUCA
This is a messenger RNA of Cynara cardunculus var. scolymus (artichoke), 1333 nucleotides long. Its product is annotated as ribonuclease 3-like protein 3. Bases 158 to 1060 code for a protein of 300 amino acids. Gene Ontology annotation, biological process: siRNA processing. The record is from RefSeq and is a predicted model, not a curated record. NCBI's taxonomy places the organism in Eukaryota, Viridiplantae, Streptophyta, Magnoliopsida, Asterales, Asteraceae. The transcript has 4 exons. Gene Ontology annotation, cellular component: nucleus; cytoplasm. Gene Ontology annotation, molecular function: RNA binding; ribonuclease III activity.